AAAGAGCAGUGAAGGGUUUCGGAUUUCAGAAGAUUACUCGGAAAAUUCAAUGGAAAGCUUUGGACACAUAGGUGUUGGUCACUCUACUCCUACGAUUGCCCCAUCGCCUUACCCAAGAAAGCCCCCCAAACUCCUUUCCACCACCACAUGCUCCGCCAGCAAAUGGGCCGAGCGACUCCUCGGCGACUUCGAAUUCCUCACCACCACCAACACUAACGACUCUGACCUCCACCACUCUCUCUCCACCACCACCACCACUCUCUCUCCCCCUAUCCCUCCUCCUACACUAUCCCCUCCUGAACGCCACGUGUCUAUUCCGAUCGACUUUUAUCAUGUGCUAGGAGCUGAGACUCACUUCUUGGGAGAUGGUAUCAAGAGAGCUUACGAUACUAGGGUUUCUAAGCCGCCUCAGUAUGGCUUCAGUCAAGACGCAUUGAUCAGCCGGAGACAGAUUCUCCAAGCCGCCUGUGAAACCCUAGUCGACCCUACAUCUCGACGUGAAUACAAUCGAGGCCUCCUUGAUGAUGAGCGUGAAACCAUUGUCACUCAAGUUCCCUGGGAUAAGGUUCCUGGGGCUUUGUGUGUGCUACAAGAAGCUGGGCAGUCUGAGGUGGUUCUUCAGAUUGGACAGAGCUUACUAAGAGAGAGACUGCCCAAGUGUUUCAAGCAAGAUGUUGUGCUUGCUAUGGCUCUCGCUUAUGUCGACAUGUCAAGGGAUGCUAUGGCAAUGAACCCUCCGGAUUUUAUUAGAGGUUGCGAGCUGCUUGAGAGAGCUUUGAAGCUCUUGCAGGAGGAAGGGGCCAGUAGCCUUGCGCCAGAUUUACAAGCACAGAUUGAUGAGACAUUGGAAGAUGUCACUCCUCGUUGUGUUCUGGAACUUCUAGCCUUACCACUUGGUGAUGAAUUCCGCACAAAGAGGGAGGAGGGUCUCCGUGGGGUGCGCAACAUUUUGUGGGCUGUUGGAGGAGGGGGUGCAGCUGCAGUUGCUGGAGGAUUCACCCGUGAAGCUUUCAUGAAUGAGGCUUUCUUACGGAUGACUGCAGCUGAGCAGGUUGAUCUAUUUGCAGCCACACCAAGUAAUAUUCCUGCAGAAAACUUCGAAGUUUAUGGGGUAGCUGUUGCCCUAGUUGCCCAAGCCUUUGUAGGUAAAAAACCUCAUCUCAUCCAAGAUGCUGAUAAUCUGUUUCGACAGCUUCAGCAGUCUAAGAUGACAACUAUAGAUGGUUCUCCCUCUGCAUAUACCCCUGAAGACAACCGUGAGACAGGUUUUGCAUUGGAGAGGGGUCUUUGUUCAUUGCUUGUAGGAAAGCUGGAUGAGUGUCGUUCAUGGUUGGGCUUAGACAGUGAAAACUCACCUUACAGAAAUAUUUCAAUAGCUAACUUUGUUUUUGAGAACUCAAAGGAUGACGACGACGACAAUGAUCUUCCUGGGCUUUGUACAUUGUUGGAGACGUGGCUUAUGGAGGUUGUUUUUCCUAGAUUUAGGGAUACCGAAGAUAUCCAGUUCAAGCUUGGAGACUACUAUGAUGAUCCUACUGUAUUGGUAUAUUUAGAAAGAUUAGAGGGAGUUGGUGGUUCGCCCUUAGCUGCUGCCGCAGCUAUAGUGAGGAUUGGGGCCGAGGCAACUGCAGUCCUUGAUCAUGUGAAGGCAAGUGCAAUUGAGACCUUGCAGAAAGUGUUUCUUGCAGGCUAUAGAGACAAGAGUGCAGGACACCAAGAAGAUGGUCCGGUGAAUAGUUCUGUUUCUGCCGUUAAAGGUGGAGAGACUGACAAAAAACCUGAUCAAGAUGGUUUGACCACCAUGAUUGAGAUUUCUGGAAAUAACUCUUCCGAGGCGAAUAGUGAUGAAGAAGUAAUUACUGACAAAAUAAAAGAUGCAAGUGUGAAGAUCAUGUGCGCUGGUGUGGCAAUUGGACUGAUUACUUUGGUUGGUUUGAAGUAUAUACCAGCCAGGAAGAGCUCAUUGACUCCACGACGAGAAAGUGGGUCAGCGAUGGCAUAUGAUAUCAUCAAUGCAGGGUCACCAGAGAAUGAGAAUUCUACGGAGGAGUUAUCAAGAAUGGAUGCUCAAAUUGCAGAAGGCAUAGUUCGCAAGUGGCAGCGCAUAAAAUCGCAGGCUUUUGGAUCCGAUCAUUGUUUAGGAAAAUUGCCUGAGGUUUUAGAUGAUCAGAUGCUAAAGGCGUGGACGGAGAGAGCUGCUGAAAUUGCCCGACUAGGUAUGGUAUUAGAUCACAGUUUGUUGAACUUGAGCAUUGACAGUGUGACUGUCUUAGAGGAUGGGCGGCAUGCCGUGGUGGAAGCAACCAUUGAGGAGUCUACCCAGUUCACUGAUGUGGUUCAGCCAGAGAACAAUGCCUCAAACACUAAAACCUACACAACACGAUACGAGAUGUCUGGUUCCAAUUCAGGAUGGAAAAUUACUAAGGCACAACUCCUCAAGUCAUAAGUAGAUGAUUUCAAACUACUGAAUAGACUAUAUUCUGUACAUACCAACUUUGAUAGUAAGGGUUCUCUCAUUUGAUUCGUCUUCAUAUAGUUGAAUUUGAAUCUGAUGCGUUUAGUAUGAUAUGUUAUAGAAAGCUCAAGUUCAAAUACAUCAAGAAUAUGGUCCGUUAUGGGCCAUAGGUCUGCUAAAA
Tripterygium wilfordii is the source of this 2636-nucleotide messenger RNA. Its product is annotated as protein ACCUMULATION AND REPLICATION OF CHLOROPLASTS 6, chloroplastic. Gene Ontology annotation, cellular component: chloroplast inner membrane. Bases 50 to 2446 code for a protein of 798 amino acids. The transcript is spliced from 6 exons. The record is from RefSeq and is a predicted model, not a curated record. Gene Ontology annotation, biological process: chloroplast fission. NCBI's taxonomy places the organism in Eukaryota, Viridiplantae, Streptophyta, Magnoliopsida, Celastrales, Celastraceae.